This is a messenger RNA of Electrophorus electricus (electric eel), 2128 nucleotides long. It is a transcript of the gene rasef2, whose product is annotated as RAS and EF-hand domain containing 2. The record is from RefSeq and is a predicted model, not a curated record. Gene Ontology annotation, molecular function: GTP binding; GTPase activity; calcium ion binding. NCBI's taxonomy places the organism in Eukaryota, Metazoa, Chordata, Actinopteri, Gymnotiformes, Gymnotidae.
CAGUGGGGAUUCCCAAUGUCGUCGGGUACAUGUUGACCGCAUCAGGCUAACCUAGUAAAACGAAGUGGAAAUAUGGAUACACCUGACCUUCGUAGGCUGUUUUCCGCAUGUGAUGGAAAUAAGUCGGGAAGAAUUGAAUAUGAGGAUUUCACGACUGUUUGCCGAGAGCUUAAUGUACCAGCCGGAGAGAUAAGAACUUUGUUCAGCAAAUUUGAUGUGGACGGAGACGGAUGCAUUAAUUACAGCGAUUUUUGUUCAAGCUUCCACGAAGCAUCUGAAACUCUCAAUUUGGCCUCACUGGGCCACAGUUGUCAGUCCCAUGGAAAUGCUUGGGAUGAGUUUGAAAAUACCAUGGACGGAGACGUGGCCUACUAUUUGGGAAGGUUAUGGGAUCCUCUGAGCGAGCUGUACCAGCAGAUCCAUGCUUUGUCAGACAUGCUGCUGCUACAGCAGUAUGAGGAUCUGAUCAAAGCCCUGGUGGUAGAGAGCAGAGAGCACCGGCUGGAGAGUGACCAGCUGGAAACCAGCCUGAGACGGACGGAGGAAAUGGCGAGCACCCAGCUGGCGGAGAUGGAGGAAGACCUUCAGCAGCAGCUGAACCAUGCGGAGCAGAGAGUCCGGGAGGAGGAGCAAAAGAAAACAGACAGCACUAUUGCCACGAUCCAGAUCAAGCACAAGAAUGAAUUGGCAGACCUGCAGUCAGCAGUGGAGAAGCUUACACAGCAUCAAGAGGAGGCUGAGCUGAACAGCCCUAGAGGUGAAGUCAUCAAAUAUAGGAAUGAAAUCCAAGAGCUGACUCAGGAGAAUGAAGAGCUGAGGUGUUCUCUGCUGAAGGCUCAAAUGAGGGUCUCUGUCCUGCAGGUUGAAUUGGACAAACUGAAGAACGCAUAUGCUGAUGAGAAGCUUCAGCAUGAGAGAGAAAGUAAUGACCUUAAAAAGAUGGUCAUCGAGUACCAGUCUUACCCUGACCAUAUUGAAUUCCUUCAAGAAAUGAAUAAGAAGUUAUAUGACAGCAAUGAUGGUUUACGGUCUGCUCUGGCUAAAAACACUAGUUCUUCCAAGAGGCGUCUUUCCCCCAGAAAUGAAAUCCCCCCUAGGAAACUGAAGCCUCUUCGACAGAGUACAAUAAAUCACAACAGCAUGGUCAGUGAGGAAGAUGACAUGUCUGUGGACCCCUCCAAAGAGAAGUUCUCCCUUGUGGAACGCUGGGCAGAUAAAUAUCUGGACAGUGGGGUUUCCUUACAGACAGAUACAGACCGGAUGUCGUGCACCAAUUAUGAUAGUGAUGACAGCCAUGAGUCUGUGGAGACUGUACAUCAUAGCUACUCCUAUGUUCAGUCUGAAAUGGAGAUGUCAGAUCUGAAGUCUGACAUGAACAUGUCAAUAGCUCACAGCAAAGUUAGCUCGUUAGCCUCCUCUCUGCGUCGACGGCUGUCAGCUUUUCCGAUAAAGCACACUGAAUCGGACACGUUUGAUUUUGAUGAGUCUGUUCCAAUGUACCGCCUGGUGCUGGCAGGUGAUGCAGGAUCUGGCAAAUCAAGCUUCUUACUGCGUCUAAGUCUCAAUGAGUUCCGAGGAGACAUGCAAACCACGCUUGGGGUUGACUUUCAAAUGAAGAAGAUGCUCGUGGAUGGAGAGAAGACAAACCUUCAGAUCUGGGACACUGCAGGGCAGGAAAGGUUUCGAAGCAUUGCCCGAUCUUACUUCCGCAAAGCCCAUGGGGUGUUGCUACUUUAUGACGUCACAUCGGAGAGCAGCUUCUUAAAUGUUCGAGAGUGGAUGGAACAGAUUCAGGAGUCCACAGACAGGAGCAUGCCCUUGUGUGUGAUUGGGAACAAAGUGGACCUGAGGGCAGAGAGGCCACAGGGCACCUGUGUGAGUUCUGCCCAUGGAGAGAAACUUGCCAUGACUUACAAUGCCUUGUUCUGUGAGACAAGUGCCAAGGAGGGUACCAAUGUAGUGGAGGCAGUUCUGCAUUUAGCAAGAGAGGUAAAGAAACAUGCCAAGGCCAGACGACCAUCAGAGUCCCAGAUUAAACUGAGUCUGGGUAGCGGGAAGAAGACACUGAGUACCUGCUGUAGAGUGUAAACGUGACCACUUCCCACCCAGCUAUGCACAGGAAAACAGA